CACGUCACGGCACUGCACUUGGUGAGCUGGGUGCAUCCACGUGGCGCCGAGUUGCGUCAAGCUGGCAUCAGUUUACGACGAAUAUGCGAAUUGGCUGCACGCGGUAAAAUGACGGACGAUUCGAGCAUGCUUUUUCGACGUUUCGAGCCUAUGCUAUUGUCGCGUGUGAGGCAUGGCACCGCAAAUCUUGUACAGUUUUGUGGCGAACAGUUUUACGUGGAAGUGAAAUAUGAUGGUGAGCAUUUUUUGCUGCAUAGAGGCCCCGGUGGUGAAAUGCGAUAUUUUUCGAGGGCCAAAAACGAUUUCACAAAAACCAUUGCGCCCGUACUCGAUCACCGAAUCAACUCGUUUUUUGCACCAUCCGUCGAAAGCUGCAUUUUGGACACCGAGUUGUUGCUGUGGGAUACCAUCGACGAGAAAUAUGGUUUUUUUUUUUAA
Messenger RNA from Gongylonema pulchrum, 438 nucleotides. NCBI's taxonomy places the organism in Eukaryota, Metazoa, Nematoda, Chromadorea, Rhabditida, Gongylonematidae. The record is from the annotation of a GenBank genome assembly.